This is a messenger RNA of Vigna unguiculata (cowpea), 1882 nucleotides long. RefSeq names its product BTB/POZ domain-containing protein At1g50280-like. Lineage: Eukaryota; Viridiplantae; Streptophyta; Magnoliopsida; Fabales; Fabaceae. The record is from RefSeq and is a predicted model, not a curated record.
GAUUCUCCUAUAUAUAAUAUAUAUAAUCAUUCCUUUUCUAUUUUGGUAAAAUACAAGUUUCAUCGGUUUGGUCAAUGCAGAGGUAGCAGUUAUGCCGAAGCACAGUGACUUGCAAAUCCACAUUAAUGAUGAAGAAACAUUUGUUUUGGACAAGAAGUUCAUAUCAAAAUACUGUGGAAGAAUGAAAAAAAUGUUGAACCAUGAGAAGAGAAUGUGCCACAGCAAGACGCUGAGCAUUGAAAUCAAUGAUUUCCCAGGAGGGUCAGAAGGGUUUGAGCUGGUUUUAAGAUUCUGCUACAACAAUGGCAAAAUUUCCAUCACUGUCUCGAACGUGCUUCUCCUCCAUUGUUGUGCCCUUUUUCUAGGAAUGACUGAGGAGGUUUUCAGCAGCAAUCUCUUGCAGCAAACAGAAAUCUUUCUUCGGGGAAUCUACUACUGGACAUGGAAUGAACUAAUUGUGAGUCUCAAGAACUGUGAACUAUUUCAUACAUAUGCAGAUAACUGUGGUCUGUUAGAGAAUAUUAUUGGGGCACUCUUGGCAAAAAUGGAUCAAAAUUUUGAGGGAAACCUUUUCAUCUCCUCAUCUUCAUCAUCCCCAUCAUCUCCUGAGAGCAAUUAUGCCAAGACAUUUUCUUGUUCAACACAAGAUACUCUCAAGACAGUAAAAUCAAGUUUGGCAAACAAAGAAUGGUGGUUUGAGGAUUUGGCCACUUUACCCCCAAAGAUCAUUGAGAAGAUUCUUCAGAUUAUUGGAGCUUACAAAACAGACAACAACAACCCAAUUCUCACAAGAUUUCUUCUUCAUUAUCUGAAAAAAGUGACCCAAACAGAAGAGAUUAAUUGCCACAACAGUGUUGAUUAUGCUGGUCUUGCAGAAACAGCUGUCUGUGGGAUCACAUUUGCUGGUAACAAGAGUUUUUCUUGUAGAGUCCUUUUUUGGGUACUAAGGAUUGUAUCAAGAUUUGGGAUGAGAAGAGAUUGCAGAAUUCAAAUUGAGAAAUUGAUUGGUGGGGUGCUUGAUCAAGCAACCUUGGAUGAUCUACUUGUCUCUGGGCACCACAUGGGACUAUCUUAUGAUGUAACAUCUGUUGCAAGAUUGAUUAAACAAUUUGUUUAUAUAAAUGGCUCUGAUGGAGAAGAGUGUGCAGAGAAGUUGAAAAAAGUUGGUAGAUUAGUUGACAAGUAUUUGAUAGAGAUAUCCCCUGAUCCGAACCUGAAAGUUACUAACUUUCUUGCAGUUGCAGAAUCUUUACCUGGUUCUGCUAGGAACUGCUUCGAUGGAGUUUACAGAGCCAUUGACAUUUAUCUUCAGUCUCAUCCAAUGCUGGCAUUUGAGGAAAGGUCAAGAUUGUGCAGAUGCCUAAAUUACAAUAAACUCAGUUUUGAAAUUUGUAAAGAUAUUGCAAAGAACCCCAGAAUACCUCCAAUUAUUGCAAUGCAGGCUCUUAUUUCUCAACAACCCAAUGUUCCAUCAAGUGACUUAGAAAUUCAGGAGAGUGAAAUCAUUUUGUGCAAUGACAAGAAAGAUUCAUUCUUGGAAGAGAAAGAAGAUAUGAGACAAAACCUUCAGAGAAUGGAACUAAGAGUAAAAGAAUUGGAGAUAUUGUGCAAGGAAAUGAAGAUUCACAUGUCAAAGUUUCACUAGCCAUCAUCAUCCGCAAUAAUGUCUUAAUCUUUUAUCUGCCCCAAGAUUUUUUUUUUCUUCAAAUGUGUGUUUUUUUUCCCUUUAAUGGUCUUUCUUCAUUGAUAUUUAUUUGAUUGUAAAAAAUGUUUUUUUUUUUUUUUUGUUUCAGUGGGUGCAUAUAGUAGAAAGUCAAUAUUCCACCAUUGAAUCUCCUUUAUACACAAUAAAUAAUGCGAUACAAGUAUUUGGAUUCUCAUA